AUGAAAUGGCAAGUGGCUGGCGGGAUGGGCAUACCGUUCGCCGCUGCUGUCUUCUGCAUGCUGCCCCUGUUCACAUCGUCCAAUGGAGAUAUACGGCAUCACGGGACCUCCAGAGCACGCGGUUGGCGCGGCAAUGCCAACGCGCCUGCCGACGUGACAGCCAACAACUCAGUCAGCAACGUAACAGCGCAGCUUGGCGGGACAGCUUACCUGCACUGUCUUGUCGGACACUUGAGCGAAAGAGGCCAAGUGUCGUGGAUUAGGAAGCGGGAUUGGCACAUCCUGAGCUCCGGAAAGUUCACUUACACGAACGAUGAAAGAUUUCAGGUCCUGCACGGAGAAGGGUCCGAGGACUGGACACUACAAAUCAAGUUCGUCCAAAAGAGGGACAACGGUACCUACGAAUGUCAGGUAUCGACACGUACGGGCAUGGUGUCGCACUACGUGAGGCUACAGAUUGUGGUGCCGGAAGCGUUCAUCCUUGGCUCCGGCGAGCACCACGUGGACCUCGGAAGCGUCAUACACCUCAUUUGCAUCGUUGAGAAGAGUCCAACACCUCCCCAAUACGUGUUCUGGUAUCACAAUGACCGCAUGAUCAACUACGACGCGACGCGUGGAGGCAUCACCGUGGAAACAGAGCCGGGUGCGAGAACACAGUCUAGACUCACCGUCCGCGGCGCUACACUCAAGGACUCGGGAAACUAUACGUGCAGUGCUAGCAACACUGAGCCAGCGUCUAUACAUGUCUUCGUAUCUGAAGGAAGUAACAAAAUGGCAGCGAUACUCCGACGGAACACGAGUGCAAUCCACGGCAUAACUUCUAGCAUAACCUGCCUCCUGCUCUUAUCUUCCGUGAUUAUACACUUCGCCCUCCGAUGACGUUAGACGAAUUGAAUCUCUAUCACUUAUGGAAUACGGUUUAUUUUAAAACAUUUCAAUACCAUACAUAUAUGUAAGUAGAUUAUUAUCUAGCCCAGAUAAAUGUAUGAAAUAUACAAGAUAACCUGUCUAUAGGACGGCCCUAAUUUUAAAAACGCUUAAAGAAUGAUAACGGGUAAAUAAAGCUUACCCGCUUUUUCAAAAUUGAGUAAAGAGUUUUCUUCCUCUGGCCCAGACAUUUAUCCAUAGCCAUAAAGAGAAUGCCUGUCACGAAAUUGUGUAAUCCAUAUUUUUAUCUCAACCCCCAGUGUAACUUAUCAAGUUAGCAAACUUAACUUUUGAGUCACGUGGAUCUGUCAAAUUAUGACAUUUGUUCCCUGAUUUAAAAUGACAGAUGUACGCUAAAGUCGAUGUGACGUUAGUUAAC
Molecule: messenger RNA, 1306 nt
Organism: Pararge aegeria (speckled wood butterfly)
Lineage: Eukaryota; Metazoa; Arthropoda; Insecta; Lepidoptera; Nymphalidae
Product: hemicentin-2-like
Exons: 7
Coding region: 1-879 (292 amino acids)
Biological process (GO): synapse organization
Cellular component (GO): neuron projection membrane
Source: RefSeq, a predicted model, not a curated record